AUGGACACUGCAACCACCAACCCCCGAGGUAUACCCACGUUCCCCUUCAUGUCCAAUGUGACCGACUACGUCAAGUCAAUCGAAGAUGUCGAGCCGACCCUUCAAAGAUUCCAGGAGAUGGUCUCCAAAUACACAUUCAUGCAACAAAACCUGGAGCGGAGAGCGAUCGGACUGAAAGAGAAAUUGCCCGAGAUGAAGAGGACAUUGCAGGUUGUCAAGUUUCUGAAGAAGAAGCGGAAAGACCUCGCUGAAAAGAAGGAAAAGGACGGCGUCGAGGAGCUGAGUCUCGACGAAGAUGACGAUCUUCUUGGGGAGAAAAGGCCCGGCAGCGACGAGCUUGAGACAACAUUCUCCCUCCAGGACACUCUGUAUGCCAAAGCCAUCAUCAAGCCAGCGCAGGUCGAUGAAGUAUACCUCUGGCUCGGGGCGAAUGUCAUGGUCGCCUACCCUCUCGACGAAGCUGAAGAGCUCCUGCAAGCCAAGUGGGACAAAGCCAAGGAGAGCCUGACUGCCUGUGACGAGGACCUAGAGUUUCUGAGGGUUCAGAUCACGACAUUGGAGGUUGCGAUUGCGAGAGUGCACAACUGGGACGUUGGCGAGAAGAGGAAGCUACGGGCACAAGGGAGAUUGCCGGAAAAUGUAGGCGGAAAGGCAAAGGAAAAGGACUGA
Messenger RNA from Cladophialophora yegresii CBS 114405, 669 nucleotides. RefSeq lists its product as uncharacterized. The transcript has a single exon. Gene Ontology annotation, molecular function: tubulin binding. The record is from RefSeq and is a predicted model, not a curated record. Gene Ontology annotation, cellular component: cytoplasm; prefoldin complex. The coding region runs from base 1 to 669 and encodes 222 amino acids. NCBI's taxonomy places the organism in Eukaryota, Fungi, Ascomycota, Eurotiomycetes, Chaetothyriales, Herpotrichiellaceae. Gene Ontology annotation, biological process: protein folding; tubulin complex assembly; microtubule-based process.